AUGACAGAAAAGGAGGUGCUGGAGUCUCCUAAGCCCUCCUCAGCAGAGACUCAGCAAAGUGGGCUCCAACGGCUGAAGCAGUUGUUCAGGAAGGGAUCUCCAGAGACAAAGGAAAUGGAGCUUCCCCCAGAGCCCCAGGCCAACGGGGAGGCAGUAGGAGCUGGGGGCGGGCCCAUCUACUACAUCUAUGAGGAGGAAGAGGAAGAAGAAGAGGAGGAGGAAGAACCACCUGCAGAACCUCCGAAGCUUGUAAAUGACAAGCCUCACAAAUUCAAGGAUCAUUUCUUCAAGAAACCAAAGUUCUGCGAUGUCUGUGCCCGGAUGAUUGUGCUCAACAACAAAUUUGGGCUUCGCUGUAAGAACUGCAAAACCAACAUCCAUGAGCAUUGCCAGUCCUACGUGGAGAUGCAGAGGUGCUUUGGCAAGAUCCCCCCUGGUUUCCACCGGGCAUAUAGCUCCCCACUCUACAGCAACCAGCAGUACGCUUGUGUCAAAGAUCUCUCUGCUGCUAAUCGCAAUGACCCUGUGUUUGAAACCCUGCGUACUGGGGUGAUCAUGGCAAACAAGGAACGGAAGAAGGGACAGGCAGAUAAGAAAAACCCUCUAGCAGCCAUGAUGGAAGAAGAACCAGAGUCUGCCAGACCAGAAGAAGGAAAACCUGAGGCUGGAAACCCUGAAGGAGAUAAGAAAGCUGAGAAGAAGUCACCUGAUGACAAAAACAAGCAGCCUGGUUUUCAGCAGUCCCACUACUUUGUGGCUCUCUACCGGUUCAAAGCCCUGGAGAAAGAUGAUCUGGAUUUCCCGCCUGGAGAGAAGAUCACAGUCAUUGAUGACUCUAACGAGGAGUGGUGGCGGGGGAAAAUCGGGGAGAAGGUCGGAUUUUUCCCUCCAAACUUCAUCAUUCGGGUCCGUGCUGGAGAGCGCGUUCACCGCGUAACGAGAUCCUUUGUGGGGAACCGCGAGAUAGGGCAGAUCACUCUCAAGAAGGACCAGAUCGUGGUACAGAAAGGAGAUGAAGCCGGUGGCUAUGUCAAGGUCUACACUGGCCGCAAGGUGGGGCUGUUCCCCACAGACUUUCUGGAGGAGAUUUAGGGGUGCAGCCACCUGCUGUGGAGAGAGAACCCUUUCCUCAUCCUGGGCGGGGCCCAGGAUGAAGAAAGGAGCAAAGGCAACUGAACUGAGGAGGGGAGUGGGAGUGAGAAGGCCC
Messenger RNA from Elephantulus edwardii (Cape elephant shrew), 1207 nucleotides. It is a transcript of the gene STAC3, whose product is annotated as SH3 and cysteine rich domain 3. Gene Ontology annotation, molecular function: protein binding. Gene Ontology annotation, biological process: positive regulation of voltage-gated calcium channel activity; skeletal muscle contraction; positive regulation of protein localization to plasma membrane. The record is from RefSeq and is a predicted model, not a curated record. NCBI's taxonomy places the organism in Eukaryota, Metazoa, Chordata, Mammalia, Macroscelidea, Macroscelididae. Bases 1 to 1092 code for a protein of 363 amino acids. The transcript is spliced from 11 exons. Gene Ontology annotation, cellular component: extrinsic component of cytoplasmic side of plasma membrane.